UUUUUUUUAGAAGAGGCCUCAAAUUCCUCUCUUUUCUCUAUUUUGUCUCUCUCCUCUGCUCACACUGUCGCAAUACUUCUCUGUCUCUCUUCUAUUCUAAUUCUAAUGCAAUAGAAAGAAACAAGAAGAAGUAUUGCGCUGGCCCAUAUGAACAGGCAGAGGUUGGGGAUGCAGUAGAUCUAUCUACUUUUCCCUCAUAAAAUAAGCGAAAAACAGAGCACGAAAAUCCCCUGUUUUUUUUGUUAAUUUAUUAUCGUUUGUAUUUUUUGAUUUCACACUCUCCCCUGAUUUCUGAGACAGAAUGGCUGAGGUCUCCGGGAGGAGCUUCUUACCGGAGGCGUUUCCGGGCUACUCGUCUGACAUCGGGGGUCAAAUCGGGCUUCUGUGGGAGCUAAUCAAGGCCCCAUUGAUAGUCCCAUUGCUGAAUCUUGCUGUGUACAUUUGCUUGGCAAUGUCGGUAAUGGUGUUCGUGGAGAGGCUUUACAUGGGAAUCGUCAUUAUUCUUGUGAAACUGUUCUGGAAAAAGCCGGAGAAGAGGUAUAAAUGGGAGCCCAUGAAUGAUGAUUUGGAGAUGGGGAGCGAGACGUUUCCCAAGGUUCUUGUUCAGAUCCCAAUGUUCAAUGAGAAAGAGGUUUACAAGAUCUCCAUCGGCGCAGCGUGCAAUCUCGCUUGGCCUUCUGAUAGGCUGGUGAUUCAGGUGCUGGAUGAUUCCACUGACCUUCUCGUCAAGGACAUGGUUGAGAGAGAAUGCAUCAGGUGGGCAAGCAAAGGCAUUAACAUUAGGUACCAAAUUAGAGAGAGCAGAGGAGGCUACAAGGCUGGGGCUCUUAAAGAAGGCUUGACACACGACUACGUCAAAGAAUGCGAGUACGUCGUCAUCUUUGAUGCCGACUUCCGGCCCGAACCCGACUUCCUCCGCAGAGCGGUCCCGUUUCUCAUCCAUAACCCGGAUAUUGCCCUCGUACAGGCUCGUUGGAGGUUUGUGAAUGCGGAUGAAUGCUUGUUGACAAGAAUGCAGGAGAUGUCUUUGGACUACCAUUUUACAGUUGAGCAAGAAGUUGGAUCAGCCACUCAUGCCUUCUUUGGCUUCAAUGGAACCGGUGGAAUAUGGAGAAUUGCUGCGAUCAACGAUGCUGGAGGGUGGAAAGAUAGAACAACGGUCGAGGACAUGGAUCUUGCCGUUCGGGCUGGUCUCAAGGGCUGGAAAUUCCUUUACUUGGGAGACCUUCAGGUGAAAAGUGAACUUCCCAGUACAUUCAAGGCAUUCCGGUUCCAGCAGCACCGGUGGUCCUGCGGCCCAGCCAAUUUGUUUAGGAAAAUGGUGAUGGAAAUUGCGAUGAACAAGAAAGUGACGCUCUAUAAGAAGUUUUAUGUCAUCUACAGCUUCUUCAUUGUCCGAAAGCUCGUAGCCCACAUGUUUACUUUCUUCUUUUACUGUGUGGUCCUGCCUUUGGCAAUUCUUGUCCCGGAAGUAGAAGUUCCCAAAUGGGGAUCCAUCUACCUCCCUUGCAUCAUUACGGCACUUAACUCUGUUGGAACUCCAAGGUCAUUCUAUCUGUUGUUCUACUGGGUCCUUUUCGAGAACGUGAUGUCGUUCCACAGGACCAAGGCAACAUUCAUAGGCCUGCUAGAGGCUAAGAGAGUCAACGAAUGGGUUGUCACUGAAAAACUUGGAGAUACUCUCAAGAACAAGUCUGAUAACAAGGUUCCUGCAAAGAAGAGAUCCAUCUCUAAGCUUCUUGGAGACAGGAUUCAGGUACACGAGCUCGGAUUCGCAGCGUUCCUCUUCAUCUGUGCAUGCUACGACUUCCUCUAUGGAAAGAACAAGUAUUUCAUAUAUCUGUUUCUCCAAGUUGUCACCUUCACAAUCACGGGACUUGGCUAUGUCGGCACAAUAGUUCCCAGCUCUUAGGAACAGCAGAAGCAUUUAUUUGUAAUCUGCACAUAACCAUGUAUACAAGAUCGAUUUGUUUAGCAAAAAAAACAUUCAUCUUGUAGAACAGAAACUGGAAGGGCUUCGAUCCGCCUGAAAUUUCUUGCCGACUGCCAGCAAAGAUGAGCAGAAAGCACAAAAAAUCAAGUUCAUGCUGUUGCACCAGCAUGUUAUACAGUCAAGAAGGAGCAUAAGUAUUCAUAAGCAGUACUAGAGUUAGGCUAAUAAUGUUCUUUUAACUUGAUAGUUUUCUUGUAGUUGCGUUGACACUACACUGUAUUUGAUUUUGUUAAGUAAUGUUAUUCUUUUUGAGGCUCCAGGUCUUCAAUUUUGUCA
Molecule: messenger RNA, 2269 nt
Organism: Sesamum indicum (sesame)
Lineage: Eukaryota; Viridiplantae; Streptophyta; Magnoliopsida; Lamiales; Pedaliaceae
Product: glucomannan 4-beta-mannosyltransferase 2
Cellular component (GO): Golgi apparatus
Molecular function (GO): mannan synthase activity
Source: RefSeq, a predicted model, not a curated record